Trichoplax adhaerens is the source of this 930-nucleotide messenger RNA. RefSeq lists its product as uncharacterized. The transcript is spliced from 4 exons. Gene Ontology annotation, molecular function: oxidoreductase activity, acting on the CH-OH group of donors, NAD or NADP as acceptor. The record is from RefSeq and is a predicted model, not a curated record. Bases 1 to 930 code for a protein of 309 amino acids. NCBI's taxonomy places the organism in Eukaryota, Metazoa, Placozoa, Uniplacotomia, Trichoplacea, Trichoplacidae.
AUGGUUCUUGCAGCAUUGAUUGAUGUAGCUCUUAUUUUGCUUAGAAUAUUGUUGAGUAUUGUCAUAUCAAUACUCAGAUGCUUUAUUCCUGCUCCUAAAAAAGAUGUUAAAGGCAAAAUUUUCUUAAUUACCGGCGGAGCCAGUGGCUUGGGCAGAUUAAUGGCUACAAAAUUUGCUGCUUUAGGAGGAAUUAUUGUCAUUUGGGACAUCAAUGAACAGGGUAAUAAAUCGAUACAGUCGGAAAUUCGAGCUGCUGGUGGGACUGCAUACACCUAUAUAGUUGAUAUUUGCAACAAAGAUAAAAUUUACGAAGCGGCCGACUUGGUUAGAAAGGACGUGGGAGAUGUGGACUUUUUAAUCAAUAAUGCUGGUAUCGUUAGCGGUAAAAAAUUAUUAGACUGCAGUGACAACAUGAUAUUAAAAACCAUGCAGAUAAACAGUAUUGCGCAUUUUUGGACUACAAGGGCUUUUCUACCAAAAAUGAUGGAGAAGGAUGAAGGUCAUAUUGUUACAAUUGCAUCAACAGCAGGAUUCUUUGGAGUUAAUCGAUUGAUCGACUACUGUACGUCUAAGUUUGCCGCGGUAGGUUUUGAUGAAUCUUUGCGUGAUGAGCUAAGAAUUGCACGGUCCAAAGUAAAUACAACGGUUAUUUGCCCAACUUACAUCUCUACCGGAAUGUUUGAAGGCUCUAAGUUUAGAUUUCAGUCGUUAAUGCCUGUAUUGACACCAGAAUGGGUUACCGACCAAAUUGUUGAUGCAGUUUUAAGGAAUCAGAAAAUGUUAUGUUUACCGAGAACGAUACCUAUUAUGAUAUUUCUAAAAGGGCUUUUACCAAUUGAAGCAACAGAAGCAUUUUCUGACUUAGUUGGAGGUUCCCAAUCUAUGGAAGACUUCGUCGGCCACACUUCAGCUACUAAAAAGUCCUCUUAA